CAGCUGCACUACUGAACUGGUGUAAUAAGUUAAAAUGAGAUAAGUAUAUGUGUUUUCUCGCGCUAACUUAUUGCACCAGUUCAGCAGUGCAGCUAAAAAGAACAGAUCAUUUGUCAACGGCGAACGCGAGUCCCAACAUGGCGAAGAUUACGGCGGCGCGUACGUAGGAAGUCUCGCAGAACAAGCACGAUUUCACGAGAGCGACGAGAUCGAACGUUGCACUUUCCUAAGCAAACAGCUGUGGUGCAAGGUGGACGGCGGCCGAGCGCGGAAGAGCGCGAGAGCUGAGAGAGACGCGAGACGGCGAGGUCCAAGAUGAGUCUCAGCAUAACCAAGUUUUUCUCGAGGAAGCGGAGCGGCCCGCCCGACACCGUGGCGGAGAUCGGCCUGCCCACCAAUGUCUCGCACAAGUUCCACGUGAGCAAGAACGCGGUGACCGGGCAGCUGGAGGGUCUGCCGGAUCCAUGGAUACGUCUGCUGAACGCGCAGCUCUCCAAGUCCGAGCAGGACGAGCAUCCGGCCGCGGCGUUGCAGGCCAUCAAGUUCUACAACUAUUCCAUCAAGCGUAAGCCGCAGGAGGAGGUGUUCAAGCCUUUCGUCACGCAGGAUCUAAUCGAGGAGGAGUCGCAGGAGAUCGAUAACAUCCUGACGAAGAAGUAUCCGUCCGGCGAGUCUGACGACAGCGCGGGCUUGGAAUGCCCGACGACGACGACAAUGACGAUUACGACUACGCCCGACACGUUGAAGAGGUUACCCGAAUUACAGCUAAAGGCGAUUAAACCGCCGAAGCCGAGCAAGCCGCCGAAACCAGCGCCGCGGAAGCGCAACGACAGGGCGGAGAAGAGCCUGACCGAGAUACUGGAGGACCUGAAGACCUAUAUGUCAGACGACGACUCGUUGCCGGUGGAGAAUGACUACGAACGGGAGGAGGAGGAGGAAUAUUAUGAAGAAGAGCAGCGGACGGAGGAGGGGGAGAGCACGCCGCGUUGCACGACGGAGGAGAGCCCGAUUUUGCGGCGGAAGACCGACGAGCAAGCAAAGCUCAACGAACUCGCGAAGCUCAACGACGAGCAAGUGUACGAGGAGCUGAGGGCCAUUUGUCACCAUGGCGACCCCAACUUAUACUUCGAGAGGACCAAGGAGGUGGGGGCCGGCGCUUCCGGCACUGUGUUCAUAGCUACCGACCUUCAGCACAAUCAGAAAGUAGCCAUCAAGGACAUCGAUCUGUCGAAGCAGCCCAAGAAAGAACUGAUAUUAACUGAGAUCAAGGUGCUCAAGGAAUUUCACCAUCCCAACCUAGUGAACUUCCUGGACGCCUAUCUGGUGAACGAGCAUCUCUGGGUCGUUAUGGAGCUUCUGGAGGGUGGGCCGCUCACAGACGUGGUGACCGAGACUGUGAUGAAGGAGGCGCAGAUCGCGGCCGUUUGCCGAGAGGUGCUCAAGGCAAUCAGCUUCUUGCACACCCGAGGUAUCAUCCACAGAGACAUCAAGUCGGACAACGUGCUGUUGGGGAUGAACGGCGCGGUCAAGGUGACGGAUUUCGGUUUCUGCGCCAACAUCAAGGACGACGAGAAGCGGCAGACUAUGGUCGGCACGCCGUACUGGAUGGCGCCGGAGGUGGUCACCAGGAAGCAGUACGGCAAGAAGGUGGACAUCUGGUCGUUGGGCAUCAUGGCGAUCGAGAUGAUCGAAGGCGAGCCGCCGUACAUGAAGGAGACACCGUUGAGGGCGUUGUAUUUAAUCGCCGCCAUAGGUAAGCCGGCCAUACCGAGGUGGGAUAGCCUCAGUUCGACGUUCCAAAAUUUCCUGGAGAGGUGCUUGGCGGUGGAGGUGCACGAGAGAGCGACCGCCGACGAGCUGCUCUCCCAUCCAUUCCUGGAGAACUGCGCGGAACUGACCACGCUCACGCCUCUGAUCCGCGCGGCGCAGAGGAUUCUCCAAAAAGUGUUCCACUGAGUAUUCUCCGAAGAAUUCCGCAUAUUAUCAUGUUUCUUGCUCGCGGUUUUCUCUGCGCGCGUGUAUGUGUGUGUGUGUACGCGCUACACGCGUUGCUUCGAAGGUCACGAAGAAGAUAUCUUGCACACGACAGAUUUCGCGCGCAUUGUCGCUUUCGAUUUUAAGAGCUCGUCUAAAAUACGCCGAGUAAGCUUGACGUAAGUUGGAGUAGAAAAAAAAUAGUAUAUUAUGUUUCCAAAUGGUCAUCCACCUAAGAACUGACCGUGCCAAUCACUGUUUGACUAGUGAUCGCACGAGAACCGAUACGAGCUAUAAAUUGAAUUGGAAUAAAAAAUAUGAUUCUUCCUUCGCUUAUACGUUUAUACACAAGCUGCCUUACACCAAAAGUUUAAAGGGACGUCUACAUUGGAAGUAAGCAGUAAGAAGUAGGAAGUAAGAAUAAAAAAUUGACCAAUCAUAGUUGAUUAUUCUUCUCACAUUCGACUGUGGUUGGUCAAUUUCUUACUCUUACUUCCUACUUCUUGCUAUUUACUUCCAAUGUAGACGUCCCUUAAGAGAAAUACUCCUGGUGUAAGGGAGUUGGAGUAUAAGAAAACGCGAAAUAAAUUCUUUUUAUCUCACUCCUUAUAAGUUGCGCCAAGCUCAUGCCGCGUAUUAUAGAUGAGAUUUCUCAGCUCACUUGACUGCCCGUCGAUUUUCUAUCCUACUGUGCUGGUUUAACGAUAUUCACGAAACCAAAGGAUAGUGUGCACUUUGCACAGUGUAUGCGUGUGUAUGUGUGUAUAGUCAUCUUAAAAUUAUUUUACACGAGAGAGACGUUUCGUUCCCGUGGAGAGUCUAAGUAGUUGUCUCUGAGUCGUGCUACUUAAUCGUAUCGUGGUAAUAGCUGAAUAUUUUAUCAGACUGGUGCCACCUGUGGAUACAUUUAGAUCAAUCUCGACUUCAGAAACGAGUCAUUUGUUUUAUGUUACGUGCAAUAUGAUUUGCCGUUACUGAGAGAGGACAGCCGGACAUCUCUGCUCAAUGUCAUAAUAAAAAUACGCAGUCUGCCAUUCAAGUUAGAAAUUUGUCGAGGACAGACGUAGAGCGUUUUAGCUGUAUAUAGAAUGCAUUUUUUACAUCUUUUGGAGAGAAGAGUAUGUUAUAUGUAUAUGUGUGGAGUAUUGUGUAAUUUUUUAGAACUCUGACCAUACAAAGAUACAGUAACAUGUACGAAAUUGUAAAUAUUUCCUAAUAAGUUGUUGUACUUAGAUCAUUGAAUAUAUGUGUGAGUGAGAGAGAGAGAGAGAGAGAGAGAAGCGAAGAUGUUGAAAAUCAAAAGUAUGUAAGUUCUGAAGUCUACGCAUGAUUAAUUCGGGUUUAACUUUUCUCAAGAAAAACAGGAAAAGGAAGAACUGAGCAGAUAAAAUCAACAUACAUUUGAUAACGCAUUUCUACAGAUAAGUUAAUUGUUAUAUAUAGUAUGUAGGGAGCUACAUUGUCUUACAUAAAACUUCAACAAAAUUUCGUUCUCUGUGCACGCAUGGAAUUGAGCUGUCGUUUAAUAACACGAGACAAUACAUCGAAAAUGAAAGUAUUAUGAAUGGAGUAUUACACCACCACGCCGCACUCAUGAUACUUGAUCCUUUUAAAUUUACUCACAAAGAGAUAUAUAGAAGUGUCCUUCACCGAUUGUCGUGCGUUCCCUUGCGGGAUAUGCACACAUAUAGGGCGACAUUCAUAGUCUGACCUUAUCUUUAAAACCGUCUUAAGCUCUUGACUGCUGUGCUGUGCGUGUGUGCGCGCAGAGUUCGCUAUGAACUUACAGUGUUUUCAAGGACUCUCAUGCACGCUCACUGUCUCAACUUGUUAGCAGUUUCAAUUGUAGGCUCUAUUACUUUAAGUCUAGAACACUAAUUUAUUUCUCUUGCACUAUCACCAGUCAUAUACGAAUUGUGAUUGUACUCAACGCUGAUUACGUUAAACGUCCGAGAAGCUUGCGGAACAUAUCACUUUUUCGAUACGCUGUUAAGUUCGACAAUAUCUAGCCGAUGAAAUGGCCUUCACAGUGUCUGGGGAUGAGUUUAAGACGAUCUCUUAGAUAUAAGAUCGGACUAUGUGUGAAAAGCACCCAUAGUUUUGUAAGACUUUACCUAAUUUUAUACCAUAUAUAUAUAUAUACCUUUUCGAAAGCUUUUACAACGUAUUCCACAAAGAGCGCGAUAUUGCUCAACCAAAUACCGUAUUCGCUUAACUAUUUUAUUAACCGUCGUGUAUAAAUUGUCUAACGGCGUUCAUUAAAGCAAUGCUCGAUCACGCGUAAUAAGAUUAUAUUAUCGAGAGAAACGAUUAUCUAUGUAGAUAUAUUUAGUUAAUUUUCCAAGCAGUAAUAUUCAAGUACAUCUAAAGAGUCACGACUGUGAUAAGAGAAAAAGUUAAGUUACUUUUACUACCACAAUUUAAGUCCUAUCUAGUAUCGUUACAAUUUUAUUACAAAUUAUCGUAUAAUGGAACUGUAUCAGAUUAUACUGACAACGGAGUCGAAAUAGUUAUUUCUAUAAUACAGGCAAUAAAGAAGCGCUUCUUGAUUUUCCAUUCGUAUAGCGCGUAAAAUGUGUGCCUGGUGAUCUGAGAUGCACAUCUAAAACGAUCUCGUAAUCGUUGGCACAAUUUUCCGACAAGAAGGAUACUCCGUCGUCUGUCAAUUCACCUGAGAUGUGCUCGAGGAUUUAAAACGGAGCAGCAAAACUUGAUGCGAAGUGCGAAAGUUACAAAGAAAUCUUGUGCCUUAUCAAAGGAAUGCAUAUGGUUCAAACUAAUACGUAUAAAGGUAAUUUUAUCAGCGAUAACCAAACAUACAGAAAGUUUCACAAUUAUUAUGAGAAUCAAAUAUUUGCACAAAAUGUCAAUUCGCGUUUUCUCGAAAAAAAUGCUGGCAGACGCGCUCUGCAAUACAGAUUUAAGUAUCGUCAGUUGCGUGAUUUGUAAUGUAUUGCUUUUUCCGUGUAUCGGAUAGGAGAAAGAUUGACAUUUACUGAUAUGCCAGUAAAACAUCACGUAUUUUAUGCAAUAAAUGUUUUAUUUACAA
Molecule: messenger RNA, 5023 nt
Organism: Odontomachus brunneus
Lineage: Eukaryota; Metazoa; Arthropoda; Insecta; Hymenoptera; Formicidae
Gene: Pak3
Product: serine/threonine-protein kinase STE20
Exons: 2
Coding region: 316-1956 (546 amino acids)
Biological process (GO): regulation of axonogenesis; regulation of MAPK cascade; intracellular signal transduction
Cellular component (GO): cytoplasm
Molecular function (GO): ATP binding; protein serine/threonine kinase activity
Source: RefSeq, a predicted model, not a curated record